This is a messenger RNA of Impatiens glandulifera, 1393 nucleotides long. RefSeq names its product zinc transporter 3-like. The coding region runs from base 55 to 1143 and encodes 362 amino acids. Gene Ontology annotation, cellular component: plasma membrane. The record is from RefSeq and is a predicted model, not a curated record. The transcript has 2 exons. Gene Ontology annotation, biological process: zinc ion transmembrane transport. Gene Ontology annotation, molecular function: zinc ion transmembrane transporter activity. Lineage: Eukaryota; Viridiplantae; Streptophyta; Magnoliopsida; Ericales; Balsaminaceae.
CUUUCUCUCUGUUUCAAUCUCAGAUUAGAAGAACCAUCAUCAUCAUCAACAACAAUGGAGAAAAAGUUGCAGACUUUUAAUUCCUUCAUCAAAUUAAUAACUUUAAUUCUCCUCAUCACUUCACUCAUCAAACCCAUCUAUUCAAAACCCACAACAUGCAACCAAACAUCACAAAACAAUUCCGGCGACAAAAAACAAGCUCUUCACUACAAGAUCGCCGCCAUAAUUUCAAUCCUUACAUCUAGUGCCGCCGGAAUUUGCAUCCCAUUAGCAUCUAAAAACUCAAACGCCUUACACCCAGAUAGUGGAAUUCAUUUUCUAGCUAAAUCAUUCGCUGCCGGCGUAAUACUUGCCACUGGUUUCAUUCAUAUUCUCCCUGAUGCCUUUGAGAGUCUCACUAGUCCAUGUCUCGCCGGAGAAGAUGGUCGGGCUUGGGCUGAUGGGUUUCCGGUGGCCGGACUUGUGGGAAUGAUUGCUGCUAUUGGUACGUUUUUAAUUGAAGGAUUCGCCGCCGGUCAUCAUAAGAGAAUGGAACUUAGAAAAGCUCAGCCGGUUAUAGGGGAUGAGGAGGUGGAGAUGAACAGUGGUUCAAAUGAUGUUGUGGGUCCUGUUGGUGCUAUUUUAAUGAUACAGCGAUCCGAGGAAUCGCAUCUUAUUCGGAGUCGCGUAAUAUCUCAGAUAUUAGAGGUGGGGAUAGUAAUCCAUUCGAUAAUAAUUGGGAUAUCACUUGGUGCAACACAAAGACCUAGCACAAUCAAACCUCUUAUAGCUGCUUUGAGCUUUCACCAAUUCUUUGAAGGCAUCGGACUUGGCGGUUGCAUUUCUCAAGCGAGAUUUACCUUUCGAGGUAUCGUGAUCAUGGUACUCUUCUUUGCCCUAACUGCUCCGACAGGAAUCGUAGUUGGGAUAGGCAUAUCAAGUGUGUAUGAUGAGAAUAGUCAUACAUCCCUUAUUGUGGAAGGAAUUUUGAAUUCAGCAUCAGCGGGGAUAUUAAUCUAUAUGGCUUUGGUCGAUCUUAUGGCGCCGGAUAUAAUGAACUCGAAGCUUCAAACUAAUGCCAAGCUCCAAGUUAGCUCAUUCUCUAUGCUUGUUAUGGGAGCGUUUUGCAUGGCCUUUUUAGCCAAAUUGGAGAUCAUGAACUAAGCCUAAUUAGGUUAGAUUGUCUUACACCAUGAUGCAUAAUAUUUAACGGUUUUAACUAUAAGUACAAUGUAAUGUUAUUCAUCAUUUGUGUAUUGUAUUAUGUAUAUCAUGUCUUGAAAAAAUCAAAACGAAAUAAAUUUCUCAAAUUUUCUCGUAGGAAACUUCAAAAGGGGUUGAUGUGAGUUUCAUCACCUAGUUGAAACAUACACAUCAUACUUACUAUGUUUAUCCUUUCUCUUCCACUUUUGUU